This is a messenger RNA of Megalobrama amblycephala (Wuchang bream), 2616 nucleotides long. RefSeq lists its product as uncharacterized. The record is from RefSeq and is a predicted model, not a curated record. Gene Ontology annotation, biological process: cellular response to lipopolysaccharide; negative regulation of T cell proliferation; T cell costimulation. Gene Ontology annotation, cellular component: external side of plasma membrane. The transcript has 6 exons. NCBI's taxonomy places the organism in Eukaryota, Metazoa, Chordata, Actinopteri, Cypriniformes, Xenocyprididae. Bases 343 to 1671 code for a protein of 442 amino acids.
GACUGCCUAUACCAAACACUGAUCCCUAAACCUACGCGUCACUGUGAACCCAGCGAAUGAAAUUGGUCGCAGGGAGGGAUUUACGCUGCACUGGCCCAAUUCUGAUCGAUGGAUAGGCCUGUUACUCUUUACAAUCGAUCGAUGCUGCUGAUCGGAGAUGUUAAGUAGGUGGACUACAGUUUAACACCUUGUUGCUCAUUUUUACUCAAACGACGCGCCUUGAAAAUUUGUCAACAGAUUCAGAACUCCAAAGAACUAACCCUAACUCGAUACGAAAAUCACUAGAGCCUGAAAAAGUUGGAGCAAGAUCCUGAAACCGGACAGUUCAAGAGACAAACUAUAAUGCACCAGCACCAGCAUGCACCAGCCAGGAACCCAUCAGGGAUCCACAGUUAUUGUCUUCUAUUACUCUUUGCUAUAGCUAUCUGUCUGGAUGGAAUGUUAGUCCCUAAUGCGGUCAAAGUGAGGGAUACUGCGAUUAUCCCUUGCAACGAAACAUGUAAUGGGGAUGUUUCAUGGGAAUUUACGACUAAAAAUGAAAAGUUGGAUGUAUUGCAAUGUCUUCAAAGGAUUUGCACAGAAGGAGUCAACUUUAAGAACAGAGUAAACCUCUCUGAAAAGGCUGGAGGCCUGUCUCUAAAACUGUCUCCUGUUCUGUACAAUGAUGAAGGCUGGUACAGGGUCAUGUGCGAUUCAGCAUUUCUUUGUCGAUUUCACUUGGAAGUUUUUGUGCCCACUAAUGUGAACGCCACAGUCGGACAAAAUGUCACACUGCCCUGCUUUGCACGUACAGAGAAACAGAUUGCUGAUGAUGCUGUGAAUAUCUUAUGGAAAAAAGAUGACCAAAUGGUGUUACAAGUUAAAGAAGGAAUUACAAAAUAUGGUUCAAGUUUUACAGACAGGGCCUCAGUUUCACCACAUCUUUAUAAGGAUGGAGAUCUUUCCCUUACCAUAUUCUGGGUCACCACAUCAGAUAAGGGAUUAUACCGGUGCUAUCACAGUGCAGAAGAGGAACAUGGGUAUCCUGGUGCUGUCACUCUUAAUGUUACAGCUUUUCAAAAGUUCUAUGCAAAAAAGUUUGGUGACAAUCUCACCCUUGACCUGUUCGGCUCAGACCCUGUCACGGUGUCUUUCACCGGUUCAACCGAGACCCUGGUUUGCAAUGUGACGGGAAACGACGCUGUGUGUUCACCUGAAUACGCUAACAGAGUGUCUGUCAUCAAUAACUCCCUUACGCUGAGCGGGUUGACAUCUUCUGAUAGUGGGAUGUUCACUGUGAAAGAGAAAACGGGUGAAGUCAUUAGUAUCAACACUGUUACUGUGGAGGGUGUGACCCAGAGGCAUCACUACAUAGCUCUGUUUCUACUGACUGUGUUUGUUCUCAGUUGCAUUUGUCUGUUCUUUUGGUGUAAGUGUCAUAGAAAGUCACAAGCACCAGAAGCUCGAUACAAUUAUAAUGCAACAGAGUCUACUGCGGACAAAGAGCCAUCAAGACAGCCUGCAUGCAUCGGAUUGUCACAACAAGAAACCAGCCCAAAUAUUUCAGAGGACUCUGACGUUAAUAUACACACACCCAUAGAGGAGACUAUGCCUAUGAUGACCACUGAGAAGCAGGACAGCACUGAAGAGGUGGUGUGUGGAGUAAGUGUGUGGAAUACCUCUGGAAUAUGACUGGGAGAAACAAUGUAGGAUACUUUAAGGGACUUUUAAGGAAAUCUUCUUCUGCUAUACUGUAUGCUAUGGGAAAGAUGCUAUUACUUUUUAGGGUACUCUUGGGGUAACUUCAUAACUGUGCUAAUGAACAAUAUGUGAAACACAAAGAGAUGUGAAUUUUAGCUCAGGAAUUCCUGAUUGAAUGAAAGCUCAGGUUACUGAUAUGGCUGAUUAAUAGUAGUGCACAUUUUAAACAAAUUUUUUAAAAGUACUGUAAAGCUUAUUUAUAGGUGAAGGUUAAUAGAUGAAAAAUUGAAUUAACACCAAAGAAAGCAUGUGAACAGGAAAGCACACCAGUUUUUUGGUUUUUAUAGUGGCUUCCAGUUAGCCACAGAAUGAACUUAACAUAUUUAAUUACAAAUCACUUAAUGGCCUUUUCCUGAUCAGAUGUCUGUCAGCCAUGUAAACGUAAGUCAUUAGGGUUGAUCCAGACAUGGUGGAACUGCACAUCUAUUACUCUUGCCAUAAUUGAACAAUCUCCCAGAUGAUGUCAGAUUUGCCCACACUGGAAACCCACCUGUUAUACUGUGCUGCUGCUUUUUAAGCAUUACUCUGCACUUUUUCUUUGAUUGCUUUGAUACAAUGCACUUUUUCAUAAUAUUCAACAGCUUUCAUUUUUUUAUUAUUUGUCAAGUUUUUGUUGAAGGUCUUUGUGUUUUAUUAACUUUUGUUGUACAAAUUCGCGUGAAAUGUGACCUUGAUGAAUCUACCAGACAAAUUCAAAGCAUAUUUCCAGAAGAUAAAAAUGUAUGUAACUUUAUUAUUAUUAUUAUUAUUUUUUUUUUACAAAUUGUCUUUACCGUUUUAGUAAUUUUACCAGACUUUCUGUAAAAGUUGUUUAUUGUGCACAGUGUUAACGAUGUUAAAAUUUUUUUAAGAAAAUACAAUAAUGAAACAAUCAGA